AUGGCCUCUCCGACGCAUCCACUGGCCUCGCUGAUCUCAUCAGAAGGACGCACCAUGGUUCUGUCUCCGGAUCGCGACAUGUCGCCCGGAUCGCCCGAUCUCGGAGGACACACCCCAGCGGUCCCCGAUCGGCCUGGGUCUCCGCGCCAUCUAGGCCCAACCGGAUCGCCCACAAUCCCCACAGGAUCGCCAGAUCGACAGCCGACCAGACCCUCGUCUCCAUCCCGAGACUCGCCAUCUAGAUCGCUAGAUCGCGGGUGGUAUGCUCCUAUCGUCCCAGAUCAACAUGAGUCUCUCAGUAAUCCCAGAUCGGUCGGAUCACUCUCGACCGCCGCGGAAUUAUCAGAUCGUUCCUCCGAGCCAUUCCCGCUUCCCACUCCUCCGGGGGCCCCAGAUGCGUCCAGAUCCGACAUCCCGGCCGCUAAUGAAUCUCGUGAAAGGUCUGCUCCAGCUGUGGGCGUCACCGACUUCGUUCCCAGAGUCUCUGCCGACGACGUUCGUCUCACGAUGGCCACGAUCUCGUAUUUGUGGGAUCGAGAGGCUACCUUCUGCAGCCAAGCCGACACCAUUCAUGCGCUCCAGCAAUCCUACCGAGAUGCCUUCGUCCGGGGGGAUCGCUUACAAGACGAGCUUGAUUCGCUAUACAGAUCAGCCGCUCCUUUUGUCUCCUUCGUCCAGCUUCGAUAUGACUGGAUGCAGGGCCGCUACGUCGACGCAGUGCAUUCUUUGAGUGAUUGCCAUCGAGCUCUGCGGACAUAUCGAGAUCAAUCGGAGGAGAUUCGUCGGCUACGCACUUUGAUAUGUGCCAACGACGAGGCUCAGGGGAACUUGGAACGACAGGUGGAUGCUUUGAGGGCUCAGCUUGAUUCGCUCCAAGCCGAACUCAACUCUCUCCGACAGCAGCGUGAUCAGCUGACCAUGGACAAAUCCUUCCUUCACAUAGAUUUUUUGCACUUGAAGGAGCAAUUGGCUCAGUCUCAGGAGGAGAUCGCAGAUGGACUGUCUUCGAUCAGCGAUCUCAUGCAACAAGUGGAUGGUUUGACUCCCCUAGAGGGUCAGUUGGCACUUUCGCAGGCGGAGAACGCCAACCUACGUCGUCAGCUUGCGGAACACCUCGAGAUAUACGGCCAGUUGCAGGUGGUGGAGCAUGAUCGGGAUCAGGCUAUAGCUGAACACCGAGCUCUCCUCGACACACUGAACAGUGCUAUACUCGGAUCCCGGUCGUCUGCGUUGAUCGCUCGAUCGACGCCUAAGAGUGCUACUCCGGUCGUAUAG
This is a messenger RNA of Peronospora matthiolae, 1275 nucleotides long. Lineage: Eukaryota; Oomycota; Peronosporomycetes; Peronosporales; Peronosporaceae. The record is from the annotation of a GenBank genome assembly.